Molecule: messenger RNA, 1407 nt
Organism: Cavenderia fasciculata
Lineage: Eukaryota; Evosea; Eumycetozoa; Acytosteliales; Cavenderiaceae
Exons: 1
Coding region: 1-1407 (468 amino acids)
Source: RefSeq, a predicted model, not a curated record
AUGAUACCUAGAAUUAGAGGUUUAUUUAAUUCUUUUAAAAAGGUUAAUGGUGUAGCAUCUAGUUUAACGACAUCUUCACCUACAUCGUCGUCGUCGUUGUCAUCAUCAAUACCUGCAUCAUCAUAUAAACAACAAGAAGAAGAGUAUUUACAAAGUGAUUCAGAAUUGACAGAUACAUUUAAAGCUUUUCUAUCGACACAUACCUACUAUCAUAUCAAUGCACACGAUUUCAUCAACUUUAAAUACUCUUUGGCACCACCAUCUUCACAACCAUCGAUUGCAGACUAUGUAAAAUUACGUCAUGAAAGUGAUAGAAUCCUUUGUCUACUAGGUGUAAAAGAACCGCCACAAUCAUUAUCUACAACUUCUUCUCAGUUUAAACAUCAUCAUCAACAACAUCAACAACAAGAAUCAUCAACAUUAACAAUGGAAAAUAUAGAUGAAGAGAUUUCAAAUUAUUACAGACAAUUAACUUUGAUACCCUAUUUGGAACAACAAAAUACAAUUACAAAUGUAUUGGAUUAUCAGAUUCAUAGACUAUUUCAACAUGUACACGAUACUGGUGGCAAAAAUUGUUAUCCACCUCCACUUGUAACUGCCGAUCAAGAAAAAGGUUCAAUAUCACCAUCAAAGGAUAACAUUUAUUUUAGUAAUACAUUGGAGAGUAGACUAAGAAGAACACUUCGAAUCAAGCAAGAAAAUAUCGAGGGUAGUGUCAUUGACCAUCCCUACGACAAGUUUAGUCUUGUCAUUAAAAAGUCGUCCAUCGAUCACGGCGAGGCUGGUUAUGGUGUACACGUCAAGGGAUUAGUGUCACCAGGAACAGUAUUGGCCAUCUAUCCAGGUGACACUUAUACUGCCAGCAAUAUGGAUCAUGCUGCCAUUCUUGAAAAUGAAUAUAUGAUGUCACGGUAUGACGGUACGGUGAUUGAUGGAAGAAGUUGGUUGAAAAAGGUGGACAUGUCUAUCUAUCGAUCCAAAUACUUUUCAGAGACUGGUACUUCAGUGUCAGAGGAGGAACUUUUAAAGUAUCGUAAUCCUUUUGCCAUUGGUCAAUUCAUCAACCAUCCAUCGGAACACAAACAAAACCCAAAUUUCCCACAUGCCAACGUCAUUGGCAUCAAAUACAAUUUCCCACAAACAUUCCCAGAUCAUCUCAAACCAUACAUUCCACAUACAUCAGUGACCGACACCAACUUUUUCCGUGACAAGAAUAUUUUUGCCAAAUCCUACGUUCUCAUUGCCAACAGAUACAUCCAAGACGAAGAACUACUACUCAAUUAUCGUUAUAAUCCAGCCAAUCCAUAUCCACCUUGGUAUUUCCAACCAGACAUUUUAGAAGCCAAAAGAAGAUGGGGCAAGGUUAACAAAUUCUCUCUAAGACCAUUCUUUGAUAGAAUAAAUUAA